Messenger RNA from Diachasma alloeum, 1321 nucleotides. Its product is annotated as aldo-keto reductase family 1 member B1. Gene Ontology annotation, molecular function: aldose reductase (NADPH) activity. The coding region runs from base 222 to 1172 and encodes 316 amino acids. Gene Ontology annotation, cellular component: cytosol. The record is from RefSeq and is a predicted model, not a curated record. The transcript has 6 exons. Lineage: Eukaryota; Metazoa; Arthropoda; Insecta; Hymenoptera; Braconidae.
GGUGGUGGAGGAGAGCGAGUCUUCGAUACGCUCGUUUUAUCUCGUCUUGCGAGCAGUCCGUAGAACACUCGAGAACUUCGUAGAACUUGUAAUUAUUACCACCUGACAUCAUAUUGUUUUUUUUUGUUUAUGAGUGGGAGUGCUGUUGAUCCGCCGCCGGAGUUGAACGCGUAAUUCCAUAGCAGUCUUUUUAUCGUAAUCUUGACGAAUGCAGCUGGGGAAUGUCUCUCGCACCGAAAUUGAAGUUUUAUAAUGGAUGUGAGAUUCCAGUGCUGGGGCUGGGCACGUGGAAGUCGAAGCCUGGUGAAGUUGGUCAAGCAGUCAGAGAUGCCAUUGAUAUCGGCUAUCGUCACAUCGACUGUGCCCUUGCCUACGGGAACGAGAGCGAAGUUGGCGAAGCCAUCAGAGACAAAAUUUCCCAAGGGGUUGUGAAGCGAGAGGACCUCUUCAUCACAUCUAAACUGUUCAACAACUACCACAAGUUCGAGUCCGUGGAGAAGGGGAUAAGGAAGACCCUGGGUAAUCUGGGGCUGGAGUAUCUCGAUCUCUACCUCAUCCACUGGCCAGUUGCUCACGAGGAUGGAGACGAGCUAUUCCCCAAGAAUCCUGAUGGCUCGAUCAAACUCGCGGAUAUUGAUUACCUAGAGACUUGGAGGGGCAUGGAGCUAGUUCAUGGAAAGGGAUUGACUAGGAACAUUGGCGUCAGCAAUUUCAAUUCCGAGCAGAUCAGUAGAUUGUUGGAGAAUUGCAAAAUUAGGCCUCUUAUUAAUCAGGUGGAAUGUCACCCAUACCUGACCCAACAGAGACUAUCAAAAUUCUGUAAAGAUAAGAACAUUAUCAUCACAGCCUAUUGUCCCCUGGGCUCCCCAGACAGACCCUGGGCGAGGCCAGAGGACCCGAAAUUGCUUGACGACAAGAAUCUUCUCAAAAUAAGUCAGAAGUAUAAAAAAACACCAGCUCAAGUCGUCAUUCGAUACCAGAUUGAUCGUGGGCACGUGGUUAUCCCCAAGACCGUGACCAAGUCGAGGCUUCUGGAGAACUUCCAGGUGUUCGAUUUCAAAUUGAGUCCUGAGGACAUUUCCUAUAUUAAUUCUCUGGAUGUCAAUGGGAGGCUCUGCGCCCUUGCUGAUCGCAAGGCGAGCCCCUACUAUCCAUUCCACAUCGACUUCUGAGAACCGGAAAUAGAACUGAGAAUUAAUGAGAGAUAAAAAAGAGAAAGACCUUUGUUUAUGCCACUGGGACCAUUGUACUUUUAUCAAUAACAUUCAACGUGAAUACUCUGAUGACAUAACAGAAAUAAAGUACGGGAAUAUUUAUAGUU